This is a messenger RNA of Parnassius mnemosyne (clouded apollo), 2667 nucleotides long. Lineage: Eukaryota; Metazoa; Arthropoda; Insecta; Lepidoptera; Papilionidae. The record is from the annotation of a GenBank genome assembly.
AUGUCGUGUUGUUCUAUUCGGUGGUGUGGAAAAAACAGCAAGACAUCGAAUUAUAAAACAGACGGAAUCACGUUUCAUCGGUUUCCUAAGGAUCCGAAUCUUAAAGAACAAUGGAUAGAUUGUGCAAAGAGGGAAAACUGGUUUCCAAGUAAUUAUAGUGUCAUUUGCUCCAGACAUUUUACAGAAGAUUGUUUUUAUACAUCAAAAAGUCGCCGCCGCUUGUUUGAUACCGCAAUUCCUACACUAAAUUUGCCUGUAGUGAGUAACAUAUUAGUUCCAGAAGAUACAAGUCCGAUACCAUCAUCGUCUUCUCAAAAGGACUCGAUAUCAACUACACCAAGGGGAAGUAAACGAAAAGCUACCGAACCUGAAACUCCUUCAAAUUUUCACUCUCCGACCAAAAAACGUCUUUGCAGACGUGUUUUGCAGUUAACAAGUCAAGUUAAGCAUAAAAAUAAAACAAUUAAGGUAUUAAGGGACAAAGUCCGUUACUAUAAAAAAAGAGUGGCAUCUUUAAAAGUUAUAAUAAAGGAAUUAGAAAAGAAAAAUCUCAUUAAAGCCGAAGACGCAGAUAUUUUAAAAAAAAUUGGUGUACUUAAUCAAGAAAUCGUUCAUCGUCAGUAUCUGAAAUGUAAAACGGGAAAAAUUAUUAAAAAGAAAUAUUCGCCUGAAUUGAGAACUUUCGCUCUCACAUUGAAUUUUUAUUCAUCAAAAGCUUACAAAUAUGUAAGAAAUACCUUCAAUACUUGUUUACCUUCCAUGCGAACACUAACAAAAUGGUACCAGACUGUGGACGGUAGGCCGGGUUUCACAACAGAGGCUUUCAACGCCUUAAAAGCCAGAGCAGAAACAUCAAAAGAAGAGUUGAUGUAUACCCUUGUAUUCGAUGAGAUGAAAAUAAAAAGCAAGGUAGAAUAUGAACCAUCAACUCAACGUUCAUUCGGCUACGUGGAUUUUGGUAAUCAACUGGAAACUGACUGCAAUAAUGAAUGCACAGAAGCACUAGUGCUUUUAGUAGUCCCAUUCAACGGAAGUUUCAAAGUACCAAUUGGUUACUUUCUAGUCGAUAAAACCAGUGGAGAACAAAAAGCUAACCUGGUAAAUAUUGCUCUUGAGCUGUGCCAUGAAAACAAAAUUACUGUCAAAGCAUUGACCUUCGACGGCUGUCCAGCAAACUUGGCAAUGGCAAAGCAACUAGGAUGCAAAUUACAAAAAGAGCAGCUAAAGACGAGCUUUAAACAUCCUGUGACGAGUGCUAAUGUUUUCGUAUUUUUGGAUCCCGUGCAUAUGCUCAAAUUGGUCAGAAAUACUUUUGAAAAAUAUCAAGAAUUUCAAGAUGAGAACGGCAACACUAUACGAUGGGAUUACCUAAAAUUAUUACAGGAGCUCCAAGAAAAAGAGAAUUUUCACCUUGCCAAUAAGUUACGCGCUGAACACAUUUAUUUUAAAACGAAUAUAAUGAAAGUAAAAUUAGCUACACAAUUGUUCAGUCGCAGCGUAGCUACAGCAUUAGAUUUUUGCGAAGUAGAGUUAAAAUUGACAGACUUUCAAGGAGUUGAUGCGACAUCCAGAAUGAUCCUACUCAUAAACGAUCUAUUUGAUAUUUUAGAUUCCAGAGUUCACGGGUAUGGAUACAAACGGGCUUUGAAUUUUGAUAAUCAUACUAGAAUCUUUGAUAGACUAGAGGAAUGCAAAAGGUUUUUGGUGACUGUCACUACAAAAAUAAUAAUACGAAAGAAGACGCAACAAGUAAAAUUGAUAGAAUCACCACGGUUUACUGGAUUUCUAGGUUUCUUUGUUGCAAUCGAAAGUACUAAAGGUUUAUUUAAGGAUUUAAUUUGUGAUGAAAAUUGUCCUAUAAGAUACUUACCUAUGCACAAAAUUUCACAGGAUCACAUAGAACUCUUUUUUGCUAAUAUGAGAUCACAUGGUGGUUCAAAUGACAAUCCUACACCCCGCUUAUUCGAAGCCAUUUACAAGAAAUGCUUAAUUCAUACAGAAUUAUUACAAACAUCGACGGGUAACUGCAUACCGUUAGAGAAGAUAUCAAUUCUUAAUUGUUCUUCGGCAAUCACAAGAAUAAACUUGACCACUCACAGCGAAACUGAGCAGAAUGUUAAUGAUGAUGAUCAUGAAAACGAAGAAGAAUUUAAUAUUCGGAUGGAAGCUGUCGAGCUUUCACAGUUUUCUGAGAAUGUGAUAGAAUACAUAGCAGGGUAUGUGUCUAGCGCACUAAUUAAACGUAUUAAAUGCGUCACUUGCGUGCAAGCAUUAGUAUGCUUGUCAGAAAAUAAGAGAAGUUUAAUUUUUUACAGAGAUAAGGGGGGCUUAAUAUAUCCAUCAGUUAACGUGCAAAAAAUUUGCCGCCGUUCGGAGCAAUUCAUAAAAAAAUUUUUCAUUGAGAGUGUAGACAUAGUACGACGAUGUACAAGUGACUUCUUAGUUCACAAAACAAUGAGCAGUUUUGUAGGAGAAAAACUAUUUCCCGAAUAUGACUACCACCAAAAUUACACAGAAGAGACAAACCAUAUAACUGAUUUAGCUCAAAGUAUCAUAAAAAAAUAUGUAGAUACGAGACUAACAUUCCUCAGCAAAAGAAAGAAAUAUAACGAGAAACAAGCAGUGAGAAGAAUUUAUACUAAAUUAAUUCACUUUAAAAACCAGUAA